AUUGGAAAUACCCGAUCAUUAUUACGAGAAGAAUGUGCGGUGUCCGGACGGCUACCAUAUGAUAAUAUUAAUCUGAACUUAGGAAGCACGGGAAUUUAUAAUCGAGGUCUUCUUGUAGCCCAACUUGGAGCAGUUUGUAGAUUGGUUCGUUUGAUUCAGAGAUUCACAGAGUAGCCAACCAAGCUGUACGUCGGUCAUAAUGGCAUCAACUUCAAAAGCGUCCAAAACUGAGGAUGCUCAAACUCAGUUGCAGGGAGUUCUGGAUGAACUUGGCCAAGUUGAGAUGAAGCUGGAUUGCGUCAGGAAGCGGAUCGAUUCCCUGGUCCAACAGCAAGACCAACUCCUUGGCAAGAAGCAAGAGCUGAAAACCAAAGCGGACCAGCUGCAGACUCUGUGCCAGAAACUGGAAACAGCAAGAGGGGACUUUCAGAAGUCAGAUUUCUCCUGGUCCGAAGAGCUUCAUAACUUGAAGAAGUCCAAGUUUGGAAUCAAGACCCUAAGAUCAAUGCAGGAGCAGGUGAUAAACACGACGAUGUCUGGAAGAGACUGCCUUCUGGUCAUGCCUACGGGAGCUGGAAAGAGCCUGUGCUUCCAGCUACCUGCACUCCUGACAAAAGGUGUGACACUAGUGGUAUCUCCCCUAGUGGCUCUGAUGGAGGACCAGACGCUUGCCAUGAACGAGCUUGGUGUACCAGCGGCAAUGCUAUCCUCAAGCACAUCCCCAGAGCAGUUGAAGGCGACCAAUGCUGCCAUGCUGGAUGAUAACGCCCCACUGCGUCUUCUUUACGUCACUCCAGAGAAGAUUGCUAAGAGCAAACGCUUCAUGGCUCAACUUCAGAAGUGCCAUCUGAAGGGACGGCUGGCCAGGAUCGCUAUCGAUGAAGUGCACUGCUGCAGUCAGUGGGGACAUGACUUCAGACCCGAUUAUAAGAUGUUGGGUGUUUUGAAGAGACAGUUUCCCGAGGUACCAGUACUAGGCCUCACGGCGACCGCAACGGCUAGCGUUCUUGAGGAUGUGAAGAACCUGCUUAAUAUGCACGCAUGCAUCAUACUGAGGUCAUCGUACAACAGGGCUAAUCUUCUCUAUCAGAUUUGUGACAAGCCCAGCAAUCAGGCAAGCUUCAACGAGAAAAUUGUGAAUUUGUUGAACGGACGAUUCAAGCACAAAUCAGGCAUUAUCUACUGUCUAUCCAAGAAGAAUACAGAAGACGUGACCGAAGCCUUGCGUAAGAGUAAGAUCAAUGCUGAGUCUUAUCAUGCCGAUCUCAGUGCUAGCAUCCGGAGUGCAGUACAUGGACGUUGGAAGAAAGGAGAUACACAGGUGGUUGUAGCAACGAUAGCCUUUGGUAUGGGAAUUGAUAAACCAGACGUCCGCUUCGUCAUUCACCACUCAAUCAGUAAAUCACUGGAGAAUUACUACCAAGAAAGUGGAAGAGCAGGGCGUGAUGACAAGCCAGCAGAAUGUCUCCUCUUCUUCCAUAUGUCGGAUGUUUUCCGUCAGAGUGGUAUGGUCAUGGUGGAGCAGACUGGACUACAGAAACUCUACACGAUGGUGGCUUACUGCAUUGACCAACAUCGAUGUCGUCGCAAGAUUCAGGCAGAGCACUUUGAUGAGGAGUCGAGUAGCAGCAAACAGCAGUGUAAUGGAAUGUGCGAUAACUGCAAACAGAAAGAGAAGGUUCAUGAUGUGAAACUGAAUGAGUACAUUUCAACCCUUCUGGACAUACUGAAGGCAAACAGCAAGAAGGAAACGCGAAUCACUCCGCUGAAGCUGGUGGACUUUUGGCUUGCCAAGAAACCUUCUGUACAACUAGCAGGUGGCAAACCGUCCCUGUUGAGUCGCCAGGAUUGUGAAUCCAUCCUUUGCUUCCUUCUCCUGGAGGGUUUUCUCAAGGAGGACUUCCACUUCACUCCCUACGCAACCAUCACCUACAUCUUACCCGGACCAAAGGCAAAUGGUUCCCUCAAUAAGGAUGCAGUUAUCUUUAAGUAUCGACCAUCGUCUGGAUCUGAGGCGACUGACACGGACACUACUGGAAAGACAGCUUCGAAGACAACUCUUGGCAACUCAAAGUUAAAGGGGUCGUCUGGGGAGGGUAGAGGAAGCUCUGGAUGGGGUAAGAGUGCGCCCUCUACUGGGAGUCAGGGUAAAGAUUUGAAGGGUUCUGAAGGCCAAGCUGCAAAGAGGAAACGGGAAGUGCCUGAAUCAAAGACGCAGGCAAAGAAGGGAAGUGGAAGCGGGGACGUGAAAAAGCGAAAAGUGUGAUGGUUUUGUAGUAUGGCCCUUCAUUCUUCAGCCUUAUCCUCAUUCUGUAGCCUCAUUAUUCUAUUGCCUUUCAAUCAAGGUAUUCAGUUUGAUUGGUGUGCAGAGAAUGUUAACAAAACAUGCUUCAUUACGCUCCAUUAAAAAAUACAUCCUUUUCAAUGACCAAGUGUGUUAACAUCCAAUCACUUGGGUCAUUAAACUUAAAGGAUGAUAAGUUAAAUUACUAGAUCCUGGAAAAGCAAUUACAUGGAGUUGGGGAUAACUGGUGAAUGUUACCAGACGAAAAGGAUGUGUCUUUUAAGCCUCAUUCUUUAAUAGAGCAUUCCCUUAAUGUUUUUAUUAUGUUUUAACCAUACACCAAUGUGUGUAAAGUACUUUAUACUCAGUACUUUCCCCAAAAGGA
Messenger RNA from Asterias rubens (European starfish), 2669 nucleotides. RefSeq names its product ATP-dependent DNA helicase Q1-like. Bases 200 to 2266 code for a protein of 688 amino acids. Gene Ontology annotation, molecular function: ATP binding; four-way junction helicase activity; 3'-5' DNA helicase activity. Gene Ontology annotation, cellular component: chromosome; cytoplasm. Gene Ontology annotation, biological process: double-strand break repair via homologous recombination. The record is from RefSeq and is a predicted model, not a curated record. NCBI's taxonomy places the organism in Eukaryota, Metazoa, Echinodermata, Asteroidea, Forcipulatida, Asteriidae. The transcript is spliced from 14 exons.